Molecule: messenger RNA, 687 nt
Organism: Durotheca rogersii
Lineage: Eukaryota; Fungi; Ascomycota; Sordariomycetes; Xylariales; Xylariaceae
Exons: 1
Coding region: 152-601 (149 amino acids)
Source: RefSeq, a predicted model, not a curated record
UUACCGGGUUACUGGCUUCCACUUGCUCAGGUAGGUAGGUAACCUCAAGCACGUGCUUUGCCGUGUUUGGGGUAUCACUCGUCGCUCGCCUCGCUUACGUGCGCAUUGAUAAUGUAUAUAGCGAGCCAGAGAGGGAGGGAGAGUGGGAGGAAUGCAGCCGAAGCGAGCCAGAGGAAACGCACGCGCGCAACUCGGUUACCUGGUGCUGGGGUAUCAUCGAACGCCCCGCCGUCUCUCUCUCUCUCCCUCUCUCUCUCUCGUCUACGCACAGGUCGGACCCGAGCAGCGUCUGGUCCCGGCUAUCCCCCUUGGCGGCCCUGCCCCCGCCUCCGCUCCCCGACGUACGCACAUGUCGGUCCGGCCGCGUCUGCGCGGCGAUGCGGCCUUCCCCGGCCCGGACCUGCGCUGCUUACUUACUGCUGCUUUGAUUCUGGCGCUUCUGCCCGAGUCUGGGCCGGCUCGAAAUGAAUACACCAGCCCGCUAUCUCCCGUCUCCCGCCGGCCUGUUUGCUGUUCCCGGAUUCGUGGUAGUCAAAUGCGCAGCUACUCUAGACGCACUCGGCCUAUAAAACCCUGUUUAAUAAUUCGAUUCUGCACUUGAUUUCUACUGCUUUACCUAAUGAUUACCUACGUUGGUCGGUUCCAAGUAACUAGGCCGACCAGGUACUCACACCAAGUCACAUAGAU